Messenger RNA from Rhea pennata, 1659 nucleotides. It is a transcript of the gene PMM2, whose product is annotated as phosphomannomutase 2. The transcript is spliced from 8 exons. Bases 30 to 776 code for a protein of 248 amino acids. Gene Ontology annotation, biological process: GDP-mannose biosynthetic process; protein N-linked glycosylation; mannose metabolic process. The record is from RefSeq and is a predicted model, not a curated record. Gene Ontology annotation, cellular component: cytosol. Gene Ontology annotation, molecular function: phosphomannomutase activity. NCBI's taxonomy places the organism in Eukaryota, Metazoa, Chordata, Aves, Rheiformes, Rheidae.
CCCGCCCUUCCCGCCGUGCCCCGGGCGCCAUGGCGGCGGCGCGGACCGGCGCGCUCUGCCUCUUCGACGUGGACGGGACCCUCACGGCGCCGCGGCAGAAAAUCACGGCGGAAAUGGCGGCGUUCCUGCAAAAGCUGCGCCAGAAGGUGAGAGUGGGCGUUGUAGGCGGCUCAGAUUUCGAGAAGAUCAAGGAGCAGCUUGGUGACGACGUGGUUGAAAAAUUUGACUACGUUUUUCCAGAAAACGGUCUUGUAGCAUACAAAGAUGGCAAAUUCUUGAGCAAGCAGAACAUUCAGGGUCACUUGGGUGAGGACAUACUUCAAGAUGUAAUCAAUUACUGCCUGAGUUACAUUGCAAAGAUUAAACUGCCAAAGAAAAGGGGUACUUUUAUUGAGUUCCGAAAUGGGAUGUUAAAUGUGUCCCCCAUUGGAAGAAGCUGCAGCCAGGAAGAACGCAUUGAGUUCUAUGAACUUGAUAAGAAGGAACACAUAAGAGAGAAAUUUGUAGCUGAUUUACAAAGAGAAUUUGCAGGAAAAGGCCUCACAUUUUCUAUAGGAGGCCAGAUAAGCUUUGACGUGUUUCCAGAUGGCUGGGAUAAGAGGUACUGCUUAGGAAUUGUUGCCAAAGAUGAAUACAGGACAAUUCAUUUCUUUGGAGAUAAGACUAUGCCAGGAGGGAAUGACUAUGAAAUUUUCACAGACUCCAGAACAGAAGGCCACAGCGUCACAUCACCACAAGAUACAAGAAAAAUCUGUGAAGAGCUGUUUUUUAAAUGAAAGACUCUCUCUCUUUUUUUCGUUUUUUGAUGUUACACUUACUUACAAAAUAGACAGCCUAGUAACUCAAAACAUCUUGCUUCAUUCUGUAUUAUCUUUCAUAAUUGGUGAUAAAUAGCAAGUACUUUGUGGAUCAGUCAUUACUAAAAGGAAGUGUUCUUUGUGAGCAGAACCUUCCUGAUAGGAUACAGCAGAGUUUGUUUGGGACCAUCCUUUCACAGUUUCCAUUGGCACAGGUACUUUGUUUUCCUUUGGGUGGGUUGUUUUUUGUGUCACCAGUCCAAAAGACUUUUAUGGUGUCUCAUCUAUUUUCCUGUGAAGUGUUACUUUGGGAACAGUGAUCCACUUUAACCAGAAACAUCUAGUUUUCUGAGAAGAUUAACUCAUUCCUCCUCUACCAUCAGCACAAGCUCCUUCAAUGUAGACUAACUACUAGCUUGGGCUAAAACUGAGGGUAUGUUGUACUUAAGAACAUAACAUAGUUUGACUGCUUACUUUUGUGUUUAAAUCUACAGAAGCCCUGGAAAUGAAAAAGUGAUAGCUUUAUUAAUGCAUAGUCUAAGAUAUGCUUGACAGUAUAAAAUGCUUUACAAUUCUGUAUAUGGAAAGAUGUAGAACUGUGGCUUUCAAUUCUGUUGUCCUUGGGUUUUUUUUUUCUUUUUUUUUGAAAAGUAACUAGUAGACUUCUGUGGUUUCUGUGGUUUCCUUAGCUAACUAAGCAUUUCGGAGGAGUGAGGGAUGCGGGGGAAUUCUGUCUAUAUGUGAUUUAUGGCUGUCUUACAAUUGGCCUGCAAUGUUUUAUGCCUAGUUUUUAUUUUAAAGCUUCUAUUUAAAGAUGAUGAAAGUUUUAGAGAAUUUUUGAAUAUACUUUGUGCUAAAAAUA